AUGGAUGAUGAUCAAGGUGAAUAUCCAGAUUUUGCUGCAGCAGAGCUUCCUUCUAAAGCAAGGUAUGCCAUUUCUAAAUUAUUGGUUGUUCAUCUAGUGGGAUUUUGCUUUACUGGAAUACUAUUCUUAGUGACUUCAGCAUUAACCGUGAUAUUGUGGCUUGAAGAAUCUGAAACGAAAGUGCCUUUUAAAGAUGUAGUAAGAAAAAAAGUAAAAAUACGACAGAACAGCAGAAACAAUAGUUCUACAGACCUUACCGAAACUACAUCAGCAACGAAAAUGGAUUCAUUAUCAGAUAAAGGAACGUUAAAUUCUGAACGCAAAACUAAGGAUAUAACACCGUAUUUGAAUUUGAUGCUUAUGCUAUCGCUUUUAUCAUUCCUACUGACUUUGUUAGCAUUUUUGUCAGAUAUGUUGUUGUUUAUACCACACUUGAGUUAUCUAGGUUGGCUUCAGUUAUGUCCAAUAAUUCUAUUAUCUACUGUGACUUCAAUGCUAUGCUUUAUUAAGAGAUCAAUUUCCUCAAGAAAAUAUCUAACAGAUGAAUAUGGAUAUGAAAAUGAUGAUAUGAGAAAGCGUGUAAAUGUCGGAGUACUCAACUGGAAAGAUACGGAUAGUGAUGAUGGGUUCUAUGUUUACACGAACGGUUUUUACAGUAAUUACAAUAACGAUGAUAAUCAUCAAGAAGGGCAAAGUCAUGCUCCUGAAUUAUUUCCGGCCAAUAAUAGUACACAUGGUUGGAUACGGCACUCAGGCUAUAAUGAAAAUGGAGAUGAUGUUUCAAUAAGUUCUAGCAGGGAUGAUAGUUAUAAUGAGCAUGAGAACAUACAAAUGAGGUUACUUAGUGACCAUGGGCAUGAUUCUUAA
This is a messenger RNA of Debaryomyces fabryi, 867 nucleotides long. It is a transcript of the gene RIM9, whose product is annotated as Rim9p. The coding region runs from base 1 to 867 and encodes 288 amino acids. Gene Ontology annotation, cellular component: growing cell tip; plasma membrane; cell division site. NCBI's taxonomy places the organism in Eukaryota, Fungi, Ascomycota, Pichiomycetes, Serinales, Debaryomycetaceae. The transcript has a single exon. The record is from RefSeq and is a predicted model, not a curated record.